GUUCGUUUCAAUAUCCUUUCGGGAAAUCCGCGACUUACCGAAAUUUUCGGAAAUCCUCAAUCCUUUUGGCUAACCUAGAUUCGAAGGAGAUGAAAUUUUAGGUUAGUUUCACGGUUCGCUUACUCGACGCGGUUACAGGCUGUGCGAUUCGAAUCGGUUUUACGUUCGUUUUGACAUUACGUUUCGAGACGAUUCGAUAGUAUCGAGGUUUUUUGGCAGAUCGAAAGAAAGAUGUCCCUCUAUGGUAGAUUAGAAUGUUAUUAGUCAUUCGGUCCCGUGUUUGUAAGUAAAUAUCAGCUGGAUGCGCAGAGGAAAACGUUACGUUACUCCGUGACACCGUGUAACGGAUCUGACUCGUCAGACGUGAGCAUUUCGUCGAACGGGACCAGGCAAAAUGGGCCUUUUCCAGACUUCCUCGCCUUUCGACGCUGACGUCGAGAAGGCAACCAGCGAGAAUAAUAUAGCUGAGGAAUGGGGAAAAAUAAUGGACAUUUGCGACAAAGUAGGAACUUCCACUCAAAACGCUAAGGACUGUCUAAGAUCCAUUGUUAAGAGACUGUACUCUCCAGAUCCACAUGUUGUUAUGCAAGCAUUAACACUAUUGGAUGCCUGCGUCAGUAAUUGUGGGAAAAUGUUUCACUUGGAAAUUGCAUCGAGAGAUUUUGAAAAUGACAUGAGAAAACUAGUUAAUCAUUCCCAGCCAAAAAUUGCAGAGAGAAUGAAAGGGUUACUGAAGAAGUGGGCCGAAGGAGAUUUUAAAACUGACCCCCAACUAAAUUUAAUUCCAAGCUUGUACAAUAAAUUGAAAAACGAAGGUUACGAUUUUACUAUUAUCUCGGAUACGCCUAAACGUACAAGCGUACUAAGCAAAGAUCCAAAUGUAGUAACAAAUUCACAGGAGGAAGAAGAUAUUGCUAAAGCUAUUGAACUUUCACUGAAAGAGAGCAAAGGCCACAGUCAAGCCUCUUCUUCGCACAGUUCACCAUCUUCCAAGAAGAACACCAGUUUAUAUCCAAGCGUAAAUACAGCGCUCGGCACUUCCAGCAAUUCCGAAGGCAGGAAGGUCCGCGCUCUGUACGACUUUGAAGCAGCAGAAAAUAAUGAAUUAACGUUUUUCGCAGGAGAAAUAAUUAAUCUGUUGGACGACUCUGACCCGAACUGGUGGAAAGGCAGUAACUACACAGGAGUAGGACUCUUCCCCUCGAAUUUUGUUACCGCAGAUUUAUCCGUCGAGCCCGAACAAUUCACAAAGUUGGAGCAAGGCAACAAGAAAAUGGUUCAAUUCGCCGAAGAAGUGGAGGUGAAGACAGUGAAGAGGGAGCCGGAAGUGAUAGAAGUUGAAAUAGACGAGGGGAAAAUGGAUAAACUUUUGCAUUUGUUGCACGAAGCUGACCCUCAGUGCGAUAACUCUGAUCCACAAGAAAUGUUGGAGUUGGAAGAACAAGUGACUGCGAUGGGACCGUUGAUAGACGCGGCAUUAGAGAAAGUGGACAGGAGGCAUGCACAGUUGACUCAGCUUAGUUCCGACUUGGUGGACGCUCUGAACUUGUACCACACGUUGAUGCGAGAACCUCCGCCACCUACACCGUCUAGUUACACGCUACCUAAAAUGCCGUCGCACGUAAACCCCUACCAGUACCAAAAUCAUGGACCACCACCUCCGCACAUAUUCAACGGAGUACAUCCGCCUCAUCCAUCGUCUUUCCCUGUCGGAAGCAACCCGUCGGUGCCGUACAGCGCCAACAUGCCAACAAACGAAUACAUGGGACCCGCGAGUAUGCCAAACAUGACUUUACCCCAACAUUUUGGGCACGUGCAAUCAGGGCCGCACCAGCACCCCCCGGGACACGGCCAAGGCCCACCGGUUCUAGAGCAAACCAGCCUCCCCUACUCCCACCAAGGAUAUCCACCUCAGUCUGGUUCUAUGCCAGGACCUUAUGGUCCGCCGGGGCCAACGGGACCUUCGGUAAGCCAGCAAUCCCAGUAUGCCCCGCCAAACGGGCAGCAUAUGUUGUAAAGGAUGCUACGCGAUUCGAAUUCACCCUGUACUCUAACUCAAGCUGUACAAUAUUACUAUAUUAUAAUUAUUUAAAUAAACAUACCCGAAGUAGCCAAAGAUAUUGGGCUUUUGAUAGAAGUUUUGCAUUCGAAAGUUAUCGUGUAAGCUUGUUGCGUAGACACGUACGCGUAGCGACGGUUCAAGGCGGUUAGAGGCGGCCGCUGUUUACUCUGAUUUCGAUCACAAGCAGCGGCCGGUAUGCGUUCUCUCUUAGGCGUUUCCGUUUCAAACCGAUCGGUUUCUUGGUAUUGUUGUAUUAUUCAUUUGUGAUUCCUCUCGACGUGCAACGUUCAUUCAUUUUCAUUAACUGUCGAACGAAAUUAACGUUGCAUCGAGAAGGAACUGCGACAAACACCGCCGGCGUUGCACACAUACACACAUGAACGCAGACAUAAAUAUACGCGUACCGAUACGUAAUCUUAAGUUCGCGGCGGAGCGGAUGCUCCGGCCAUUAAUUUAUAAUCUAUCGUGUAAAGUUCAUCGUGCGUUCACAAAGAGUUCUCUAUAGGAUUGCACUAUCGUUCACCGAGUACACCGAGUUCACGUACGAACGCAGAGUAACGCGAACGGUGGAGACUGCGUAUCGAAAAGCAUGACCGUGUUUUAUAGUUUUUUACCGUCAUUCAUCCUCGACAAGUAACCGCACGAAAGGAGCCUUAACGGAGAAUAAAAUAUGUAACGCGACGGGCGGCUUGAGAAGCUGCCCGAGCGGAAGAGCGCGUGUCCCCCAUGGAAAUUCGAAAAGCGAUCGCAACAAGACGUCUCGACCUGGUCUAGUCUGUCCGCUGUGUAUAAUAAAUCUAUUUCCUAUUAAAUGUUUAUCGAGCGAACCGCGGGGAGCUUUCGAUAAAUCGUCGACGCAUAAUAUUCGCGAAACUGCUCGUGUGUCUGUGUGUUGUCUCCGGCGCGCAUAAUAUUCGAGGCGAUGCGAGCUGAAAGUAGAAUAAGACGUCUCUUAAUCUUAACUCUUUUUCUUUUGGUAAACGUUUUCAUUCACGAAUAAAGUGUACAUUUCCAAACGAUCAAAUCCAACGUUACUCAUUGACAGACUCAUUGGCGAAUGAAAUUUAUAUCAGUAAAAUUACAUAGCGUAACGACAUUCUGUUACACAAACACUCGUACUCGAAUUCCUUGUAUAUUAUAUUGUAUAUUGUAUCAUGUAUGAUAGUAAUAAUAAUUCCAGAGUAAACGACGCUCGACACGAAUUAAGCAACCGAUUAGAGGGGUAGCAAUGUCCUGUGUACUACUCGAGUAUAUUUUUCCAAAUCGUUCUACUUCGUUCGUUUCAUUCGGAGUUCCAUGUUCUCGGUAUUAGCCUUCUUGAUUGGUCGUUAAGAGGAGGAUGCGUUUCGUAGGACAUAAAUACACGUGUGUAUGCGACAGGGUUCGAAUCAGUUGGAAACCGAUGACCGUUUCAAUGGACAGGAUUAUUUCUGACACGAUAGUGCAAUAUAGGCAUACUUGAACGUGGCGUAGAACCGAUUAAAUUAUCCAGCGAAGAGGCGACGGGGUUGCUGUAAAAAUCUACUGGUUGGCCGAACAGUUGAAAGUUGUAAUGUAUCGCGGGAAACGGGGGAGAACCCGUGGGUCUUUUGUAACGAAUUUGUAUGGUAGACGCCUCUAACGAGAGGCAGAGUGAGAAUGCGAGAGGUGACGACUGUGAGCGAAUCAGAGGAGGUGGAAGAGGAGGCACAGGACGUCGACGGAGGAUCGGUCCUGUGGAGCAUAGAUGUAAUUUACAUUGUAUAUGUUACGUUG
Nomia melanderi (Alkali bee) is the source of this 3817-nucleotide messenger RNA. It is a transcript of the gene Stam, whose product is annotated as signal transducing adaptor molecule. Gene Ontology annotation, cellular component: ESCRT-0 complex. Gene Ontology annotation, molecular function: phosphatidylinositol binding; ubiquitin binding. Gene Ontology annotation, biological process: protein transport to vacuole involved in ubiquitin-dependent protein catabolic process via the multivesicular body sorting pathway. Lineage: Eukaryota; Metazoa; Arthropoda; Insecta; Hymenoptera; Halictidae. The record is from RefSeq and is a predicted model, not a curated record.